AUGUCUAAAGUGCUAAUCAUCAGACAUUUACCUGAAGGACUGUCUUUUAAAGACAAAGAACAACUUUUAAUGCAUUUUGGAGCUCAGAAAGUAUGGGAAACUUCUAAAAAGCGUAAUUAUAUAUUUGCCUCUUUUUCUACCAUUGAAAAAGCCAAGGAGUCCUUGACUAGGUUGCAUCAAUUAGAAAUUGCACAAAGACGACUAAUAGUCGAGUUUUCUUUUGAAAAGGAACCAGUUAGUCUAAACAGACACGAUGAAAGCCAAAGUUCUGUUUCUACGAAACACGUUAAAGAAUUUCUAAAACUCCUUAAUGCUUGGAAUCCAUCUGUCAAUUUUUAUCAACCACCACCAGUUAAAAUUAAAUAUAAAUAUCCUGACAUAAAUACAAACAUUGCUAUUAACAUUAUUCAUAACUUAUUUUUACAUGAAGCACUUUAUAUACAAACCUUGCAUUUGAUGAAUAGGAUGUCACUUGAAACGCCAUUUCAAGAAAACGAAAAAUCGUUACUCUUCUUUAAGGAAACAUUCAGACAAUAUUUUAAUGAUCUAUCAAUUGCUUUGCCUGUUCAAGCUCCAAGUGAACCUGAGUCAGAAAUAUCAAGUGAUGAAAAUGAAUGCCUUAAGCCGGCAGUGACUAGCAUGCCAAAAAGAAGAAAGCAUAUUUUGCCGGUGACUCGAAAGCGACCAGCUGCUGUUUUGUCUACAGCCACGAUUCCAAAGUCAAAGAAAUUAUCUAUUAAUCAAGAAGAAGUAUUUGAAACAGUAUAUCCAGCCCCAGAACCUAAGAAAAUAUCAUUAGUUGUUCAUCAGGAUGCCUUAAAAAAGACAUCGGAACAAGUUGAAGUUGUAGGUGAACUUGGAAAGUUUGAAAAGGAAGUUCGGACAGUUGUGGAAGAAGAAUCUCAACCAGAACCAGAACAACCAACAAUUAGUAAAAAAGAACUGUUACAAAAAAGAAUUUCCUAUAGUGAUAUGAAAAUUCUUCCAGUAUUUAAAAAUUAUCAUCCCGGACCACCAUCAAUGCGAUUGUAUAUUAAGAAUUUGGCUAAGACAGUUACAGAACAGGAUUUAAAAAGGAUUUAUAGACGUUAUAUAGAAAAUAUUCCAGAAGAAGAACAAAUUUGUUUUGAUGUCAGAGUGAUGCAAGAAGGCAGGAUGAAGGGUCAAGCUUUUGUAACAUUCCCUUCAGUGAGAUUAGCCGAGACUGCACUGAAUGAGACCAAUGGGUUUAUGUUAAAAGAGAAACCAAUGGUUGUGCAGUUUGCAAGAGCUGCAAAUAAAAAGACUAUUGAUUAA
Parnassius mnemosyne (clouded apollo) is the source of this 1296-nucleotide messenger RNA. The record is from the annotation of a GenBank genome assembly. Lineage: Eukaryota; Metazoa; Arthropoda; Insecta; Lepidoptera; Papilionidae.